UGACCAUGACGGCGGCCAGCACCACAUACGGCGUCGAGGCAUAUUGGGCGAGAACAUAAUCACAAUGUCGAGCAGUACUAGUGUCGGUGAGCUCCGAAUCCAAGACUCGUGCUCGCUGGCCGGUACUCAGUGGCCUACUCCUCCCCAGGCAGUAUUAACGCCUGAUGAUCCCUCAGCCGUAGAACCAGCACGUCGUCGGUUGGCUACGAAGACUCGUUUUCGUGUAUUUUCUUUCCUUCCAAACCCUUUCUCCUGCUGUGGCUCCAGGCAUCGCAAACCACAACCAACGGAUUCAGAAUCCAAGGCAGACGGCUCAAACAAGUCCAUAGAGCAACUACCACCCCUCGAACAAACCAGUGAUAAUACCGCCACAAUCACUUUGGACCUCUCAGGUAUCUCAGAUAUCCCUGGCAUUGAUAAGGACGUGUAUCGUUGGGCUGUUGUGUAUGAAAAUCAAAGGGGCCUCACCGUACUCUCGUCCCCGUAUUACUCACACCUAUCACUACUUCCUAUCGAUCCUCCACAAUUUACUAUUCCGUCCGAUUCUCUGAAACGAUCUCGGCAACCGAACAUCUCUCUCUCCAAUUAUGCCCUGCCCGAUGGGACUUGGCGCUGGGUCUCCAGAUCAUGGAUGAUUGAUAUGCGCACAGACUCAGGAGAAGUUCAAUAUGACGGUUUCGAGUACAACUGGUUUUUUCGGGAGAAACACUGGCACGCAGAGAUCGGCAAACUAAGCACUGGUGCCUGGGUACGGAGAAGACGAUGGGUAAGACUGAUGAUGCGUCCAACACAGCAUACAAUAGCACACUCGGAAGGAAGUCCAAGUCCAUCUACUAGCAAGAGCAGGCUGUCUGACCGGCCUUUGGACACAAAUUUUGUCUCUCUCGUUCACCCCCAAUCAGAGAUUGCGCUUGACGAGCUCGCUCGCUCGGUCGACCUGAAAUGGGAAGGAAGUGAACAAGACUGGGUGCGCUGUCACCGCCUGAUGCGAAGGCUCGGUCGAGAUGGACGCAAACUGGAACUUUGGCGCUUGUGGCUUUUGCCAUACCUCUCUGAUGUUUCUAAUACCGAACUGGUGGACCAAGGAAAGCUCCCUGAACCUGAUUCCUCCCCAUCUAUGAGAUUGGAAUAUGAUGGCUCCAACAUCCAAAUUCCACCUCUGGAAUACUUGGGAGCACUUCUCCAGAACCACGGAGAUGCAGUACUCCGAUCAUUUGUCUUCCCAGAUUCAAGAGCACAAUUCGUCAAUCUUGUAAAACGUGCCGGUCUGGCUCGUGAAUUAGGACGAAGUCUCGGAGACGGGUUCUCUUCCACUGAGGUUGACUUCUGGAGCUACUCGAAGGGCUUGGGCAAAGUACUUGACAAAUAUGAAUAAGCAAAGCGGGGUCGGGGAGCCGAGGACUAGAAGGAAAAUAUCUCUGAUGAAGAUGUCGUGGCAAAAUGUUUUGGGCCUAAACAACAGGGUACUACCAUACAGAGUCAUCGCAAGACUUUUCCAUGGGGAUCACUAUACUUACGGAUGAUCGAUCAUAUCAUUAUGCCAAUAGUAAUAUGUACAAUUUAUGUAAAUACUGUACAGCAGUGAGGUUGCAUGUGAUUGCAACACCUUUUGUA
This is a messenger RNA of Suillus subalutaceus, 1614 nucleotides long. RefSeq lists its product as uncharacterized. The transcript has 3 exons. Bases 65 to 1375 code for a protein of 436 amino acids. NCBI's taxonomy places the organism in Eukaryota, Fungi, Basidiomycota, Agaricomycetes, Boletales, Suillaceae. The record is from RefSeq and is a predicted model, not a curated record.